Nylanderia fulva is the source of this 807-nucleotide messenger RNA. The record is from RefSeq and is a predicted model, not a curated record. Lineage: Eukaryota; Metazoa; Arthropoda; Insecta; Hymenoptera; Formicidae.
UUAUUUCUAAAAAAUAAAAUUUUUAGUUUAUUCUGAUCUUCUAUAUUACGUGUGAUUCUAUCUUCACAAAACUUAUAAUAUCUACUUUAAGCAGAAAUGGCCACCUCGAAAAUCUACAUUGUCGUAGAAUUUGAUGAUGGCCUGGCAAUAGUACCUUCAUGUUGGUUAAACGAGAGUGAAAUGAAAUGUGCUUAUCCCACUUUUCGGGAUCCAACAAAAAUAAAAAAGGCUGUUGCAUCACAAUUAUCUCCUGAAGAUAACUCAAACUGGAAAAAAUAUGAUGUUAUAAAAAUCUUCUAUAGAACAAAUUUAUAUGAAAAAGCAAAAGAGAAGCUACUUAUUGCUGAAAAUAUGUCAGAUUUGACGGCUGACGAAAGCACAGAAAAUGAUGACAAAAGAUGCGUCAAAGAAAAAAAAUCAAGACAUAUGCGAGCUAAAAAAAUUUUUUCUUCGUCAGAAGAGUGUGAAUUUGAUUCUGACGUUAGUGAGAAAACAACCAAAUUAUUACCCUUUCCUAAACUUACAAAAAAAUCUUGUGUCACGAACAAUAAAAAAAUUUCUGCAAGUCAAUUAGCUUCACCGCCAUCAAUACAUAUAGAACGCUCAAAAUCUGAAUGCCAAAUCAGUUCUGCUAAGCAUAAUAAAAGUUUAGAUAAAGAAGCGACAAUAAAUGAUAGAUACACAACAGAACGGAGAUAUUGUGACAAUCUAUCAGAUGAAAAUGGCAACUCGAAAAUGACUGAGAAAGAUAAAAAUAUCAUGUGUACUGGAAGUAAAAACUUAUUAAUAACUGCAGAAAAUGGUUAA